CUACCUAACUUCAAUUUUGUUGAAACUAACUUCAAUUUUUCUUUUUUAAAUAUGGGUUACGGGGUCGGUAGAGGAAAAUAAAUUAUGUAAGGAAUACAAAAUUAUGCAUGCUUGUUAUCCGUCACCAAUAUACUAUCAUUUAAUCCUUUUUGAUAGUAUUGGAAUGUUAGAAGGCGUAGUAAAUAAGUUUCAGAUAAUACGUCAUCAAUUUAAAAAAUACUUUUAAUUAAAUAAUUAUACUCACACAGUAUUAUCAACGUGAUAGCAUUUAAACAGAUUACUCAUAAAGUUAUUUACAUCAUUACAGGCAUAACGUCUUAUACGGUUAUCAGUUUUCUAUAAAUUGAGUGCAAAAUUACAAUAACAAUUAGUUUAUAAUGUUUUGUAAAAGAGUGACACUUUUUACGAAAAGAAAAGUAAUACGGCAUCUUGCGUUUUACUCAACAGGGAAGCCUCGUCGAGUAAUAGCGAUACGCAGAGAAGACCAGUCAGUAUGGGAAAGAAGAGCGGCGUUCUCACCUUCCAAUGUCAAUCGUCUAGUGAGGAACGGUGUGCGGGUUAUUGUUCAGCCUUCCAACCGAAGAGCAUAUCCUAUGCAGUCAUACAUAAAUGCUGGCGCAAUUAUUCAAGAGGACAUCAGUGAAGCCAGCGUUAUUUUUGGUGUGAAGCAAACUCCGAUCGAUCUUCUCAUUCCGAACAAGACCUAUUGCUUCUUUUCUCACACGAUCAAAGCGCAGGAAGCAAAUAUGCCAAUGCUAGAUGCUAUAUUAGCGAAAAACAUUCGCCUUAUCGACUAUGAGAAGUUGAUGGACAACGCCGGCAACCGAGUGGUGGCAUUCGGGAAGUACGCGGGCGUGGCUGGCAUGAUCAACAUCUUGCACGGCCUCGGCCUGCGACUGCUCGCCUUGGGACACCACACACCUUUCAUGCACGUCGGCCCAGCUCACAACUACCGCAACUCAAGCAUGGCUCGACAAGUCAUUCGUGACGCAGGAUACGAAGUAGCACUGGGAAUGAUGCCGAAGUCCUUGGGACCACUCACCUUUGUAUUUACCGGCUCCGGAAAUGUAUCACAGGGUAGUCAAGAAAUAUUUCAAGAAUUGCCUCAUGAAUAUGUCCCACCUGAGAUGUUAAGGAAAGUCGCUGAACAUGGCAGUCCGAAUAAAAUUUACGGCUGUGAAGUGCGUCGGAGACAUCACUUAGUCAGAAAAAAUGGCGGAGGAUACGACCCUGACGAGUACGAGGAGUUCCCAGAGCGAUACAUCUCUACUUUUGCACAAACGAUAGCUCCAUACACAUCAGUACUGGUGAACUGCAUCUACUGGGCGGUGGGCAGCCCGAAACUGCUGACUAUACCCGACGCCAAACAUCUGCUGAUACCGUCGCAUACUCCCUGGCUGCCGAUCAGCGUCGGCGCGCCGGCUCUACCGCAUCGAAUGCUGGCAAUUUGUGACAUUUCCGCAGACCCUGGGGGUUCAAUUGAGUUUAUGAACGAAUGCACAACAAUCGAUACUCCAUUUUGCCUCUAUGAUGCUGACAGAAACAAAGACACUAAAAGUUUCAAAGGGCCCGGUGUAUUGGUGUGUUCAAUCGACAACAUGCCAACGCAGUUGCCAAGGGAGUCAACUGACUUCUUUGGUGACCUGCUUUACCCUUACGCUGAAGAUAUAAUGAGCUCUGAUGCUACACGACCACUCGAAGAACACAAACUAUCACCUGUUGUUCAAGGAGCAAUAAUCACUAGUAACGGAAAGUUGACACCAGCUUUUGAGUAUAUUAACGAACUACGAAUGGCAAAUAAUCGUUCUCGGCAUAAGGUAGAAGGCCGUGAUCAACAAACUUCAGUUGUGAUCCUUGGAAGUGGACUAGUGUCUGCGCCGGUGGUUGAAUAUUUAGCUAGAGACAAAAAUAUUGCUGUUACUGUAGCAUCACAAGUGAAAGAAGAAGCUGACGCUCUAGCUGAACGAUACGGCGUCCAAUCUGAAUAUCUUCAAGCGAAUGACGACAACGCACUCAAAGAGCUUGCAUCAAAAUCUCGUUUAGUCAUAUCACUACUACCGUACGAUCUUCAUGGUGCAGUGGCCAGAGCUUGUGUCAGUUGUGGCGCUCAUAUGGUGACAGCAUCCUAUGUUCGACCAGAAGUACAAGAACUUCAUGACAUAGCUAAAGAAGCCGAAAUAACUUUACUCAAUGAAGUAGGUUUGGAUCCGGGUAUCGACCAUUUGCUCGCCUUGGAAUGUAUUCACGAUGUACAAAAUCAUGGAGGAAGGAUUGAUUCAUUUGUUUCAUAUUGUGGAGGAUUACCUGCACCAGAAUUUAGUGACAACGCUUUAAGAUAUAAGUUUUCCUGGAGUCCGAGAGGAGUUUUGUUAAAUACGAUUUCUGGAGCAAAAUACCUGAGUAAAGGACAAGUUGUGGAGGUACUUAGCGGCGGAGAGUUGAUGUCGGUAGCGCGUGACUUAGAUUUUCUUCCUGGUUUCGCAUUCGAGGGUUUCCCCAAUAGAGAUAGUACAAAAUACUCCUCCCUCUACGGCAUAGAAGAUGCGCAUACUAUGUUCAGAGGAACACUUAGAUACAAAGGUUUUGCUGAAACGAUGAAGGCUAUGCAACUUUUUGGUUUCAUUGAUCCGAGUCCCCAUCCAUCUCUACAUCCCGAGGGACCGAAAAUAACUUGGCGACAAUUUGCCUGCGAACUUCUCGGUCUAAUGGAUCCUUCAAUCUUCUACGAGAACCUGAAAACACGAUUAGCAGAGCGGAUUGGCAGCACGGGCGCACAGGCUAUUGAGUCUCUCGGACUACUCAGCGACGAGCCCAUAGUUAAAUGUGGAUCACCAUUGGACACAAUGAGUCAUUACUUGACUAAAAGAUUGCAGUUUGAAAAACACGAAACGGAUUUCGUAGCACUGAGACAUGAAAUCGGUGUAACGUGGAGCGACGGUAAGAAGGAACGUCGAGAGGUGACGAUGACUCUGCGGGGCGACCCACACUCGCACUCCGCCAUGGCGAGGACUGUGGGGCUGCCCACUGCCAUCGCUGCCAAGAUGGUGCUUGAUGGUGAAAUCCAGCAGCGAGGAGUAGUCCUGCCAUUCGAACCCGUUGUCUAUAAGUCCUUGCUGUCCAGGCUGCGAUAUGAAGGCAUCACAGCGAAAGAAGUCAUCCGACCACUUAAUUGAUUUAAUUAUUGUAUAUUUUUUACUAGAAGACUGAUAGAAUAGUUGGUCAGUCAUAUAUCUUCUAUUUAUAUAAUACCUAUUAAUUAAUUAAUUAGUAUUAUGUGUUAGAAAAUGAAUUAUUGUUCUUUCUUAAUUAUUGUUGUAAAUACCUAAUUAGCUACUUUACUGUUAAAUUUAAUUGUAUACGUAAACAUAGUUAUUGCAAUAUUUUUCAUUUAAGUUGUAUCUAUAUACCUAUUUACUGUAAAAUAAUAACUAUUACAAAAAAAACAUAGGUAAAUACUUUAAAUAAAUUUUUAAU
Bicyclus anynana (squinting bush brown) is the source of this 3474-nucleotide messenger RNA. It is a transcript of the gene LKRSDH, whose product is annotated as alpha-aminoadipic semialdehyde synthase, mitochondrial. Gene Ontology annotation, cellular component: cytoplasm. The transcript has 20 exons. Gene Ontology annotation, molecular function: saccharopine dehydrogenase activity. Lineage: Eukaryota; Metazoa; Arthropoda; Insecta; Lepidoptera; Nymphalidae. The coding region runs from base 378 to 3173 and encodes 931 amino acids. The record is from RefSeq and is a predicted model, not a curated record.